Molecule: messenger RNA, 1548 nt
Organism: Lytechinus variegatus (green sea urchin)
Lineage: Eukaryota; Metazoa; Echinodermata; Echinoidea; Temnopleuroida; Toxopneustidae
Exons: 1
Coding region: 1-1548 (515 amino acids)
Source: RefSeq, a predicted model, not a curated record
AUGCAGACCGAUAGAAAGCCAGAUGUUUACAUUAUGAAAGUGGUUACGUUUGGAGACAAGCCAGCGCCAGCUAUGGCCCAGCUGGCAUUGAGAAUGACAGCGGAAGCAGCAGAAGCUACACAUCCGAAAGCAGCACAAGUGUUGAAGGAGAGUGUCUACAUGGACGACAUUUGUGACUCAGUUAGAGAAGCGAGUGAAGCAGAGCAGCUUACAAGUGAAAUUGACCAGGUACUUCAGGAAGGUGGCUUCAAAGUCAAAGGCUGGACCAGCAAUGAAGCAUUGAAAGGAGAAAGUAAAAAGGAAGGGGAAACCAGAAUCCUUGAAGCUGCCCUGGAAGACAAAGUGCUGGGAAUAGCAUGGGAUAACCAACAAGACAUGUUCUUCUACAAAGUAAAGGAGACAGUUCCCAGUUCUCCUAAUGAUGGGAAAAAUGAAGAGAGUCUGCUUACCAAGAGAAAGGUCCUGAGCAGAAUUGCACGAAUAUUCGAUCCAAUAGGCUUUGCCGCUCCCGUACUAGUUCGUGCAAAAAUUGGAAUGCAGCAGCUGUGGCAGAGAGGAUACGAUUGGGAUGAACUGUUACCUUCCGAUCAACAGAAGUGGUGGGUGACAUUCUUGAAAGAGAUGCAGGACUUAAAUAACGUCAAAUACGAGAGAUGUCUUACUCCACCGAUGGCUAUCGGUCAACCCACACUAUGCAUAUUUGCGGAUGCGUCUGAGGUAGCAUUUGGAGUCUGCGUAUAUUUGCAGUGGAAACUAGAAGAUGGUAAAUAUGCUGUUAGAUUUGUACUAGCCAAAUCUCGAGUCGCUCCUCUGAAGAAGAUUACUGUACCUAGACUAGAGCUUCAGGCGGCAGUGAUGGCUGCAAGAGUCUACACAACUGUCAUGAAAGAACUGAGGCUGCAGCCUGAGAGUGUCAUCUUCAUGACUGAUAGCAUGAUCGCGCUAUCUUGGAUUCGAAGUGAAGGUAGGAGAUUCAAGCCAUUCGUUGCAGCAAGGAUUGGUGAAAUCCAAAGCCAUACCAACCCUGCACAGUGGAAGUAUGUCCCAGGAGAGCUUAACCCAGCUGAUGACGUCUCUAGAGGUCUGCCAGUAAAGAAGCUCUCAGAAAGAUGGAAGCAAGGACCUGCGUUCCUGUACAGACCUAAAGAGGAAUGGCCGUCAGAAAAGGCUGUUCCAGACACAGAAACAGAGGUUGAAUCAGAACGACGCAAGAUCAAUCACAUCUCAGCCAAACAAAAUGAUGUGAUAGAUGUCAAGAAAUUCUCAAGCUGGAGAAAACUAAUCCGAGUGACAGCCUAUGUCUUGAAGUUCGUCGAGAAACUGAAAGCUGCACGUUGGAUAAGGUCUGAUGACAAUGUCGAUCCUGAUGAAAGAUGCUUAUCGACAGCCCAGUUGCAGAAAGCUGAACGCUUUUUGAUUAAGGAAGCCCAGAGUACCUUGCAUCAACGGGUAAAGAAUGGAGACUUCAAGACACUAAGCCCGUUUGUAGACAAAGGAGGGAAUUAUCAGAGUCGGUGGACGGCUAGACAAGGCUCAGAUAUCUUAUGA